GAGCCGGGGGCGCGCGGAGGCCGGGCUAGAUCGCGGGCGGCCGCUGCGCUCUGUAGGUGACCUGGCAGAGACUGACCCUGGCGGGCCCUUCUUGGCCUGAAGUCGGCUCUGGGUUUGAUACUGGCUUCCCUUUUCAUCGAAGAGACUUUUGCCGUUGUGAAACCUGCUGCUGACUGUGCCUUUGUUUCAGCCGGUGGUGCUGGUCUGACACCGCUCUGCUGGCAGGUUGUUUUGUUGAAGUCAAGGACUUAAUUCAGGAUGUGUGCUUUUAUCAGUUAUGAUAAAUAUGAAAUGUGUGAUGGGUUUCAAGCAUUUUAAUAAACAUUAAAAAGAGCGUUAUUCCUGAUACAUGACCGAAGGUAGUCGCCUUGAUGCCUUUAUAGUCAGCAAACGUAGGUACGCUUUUUAAUGCGUCUUACUUUUUUAUAUUUACUUAAAAAAAAAAAAACAAGAUUGAGAACAUGCUGCUUUAAGUCAUAACGGCAUAUCAUUGCUAUCUUUCCUUAAAAUGUUUUGUUCAAAGUGGGGAAUUUAAACUUACUCCGGGAGUUCUCAUCAGGCUCCUGAUGACUUGUCUGUUUCUCUUGCUUUUGUUCCUAGUCUGUAGCGGAGAUACCAGUUCUGCAUAUGGGACUGUGUUGCACCUGUGCCCUGAGUGUAGACAGAGCAGAGAAGGCCUUUGCCUACUCCACCCCUCUGUCUUGCGGUGGGUGAUCACAGGCUCUGAACAGAACUGCAUAGGUCCAGGGCCCAGGUGUGUAUCCUGGCAUCGUGGUACAUGUUGGGAAAGAGGUGAACCUCUUUGUUACACACACACACACACACACAUACACACACACACACACUCACUCUCUCUCUCUCUCACCAGAGAUUGAACCUAGGCGUCCUCUACCACUGAGCUACAUCCCGGUAUCCAGGUCCUUUUUUGCUUUGAAAUAGGGUUUCCCAAGUCGAUGAGGCUGGUGUCAAACUUGCAAUGGAUCCUCCUGCCUCAGUCUGCUGACUCCCAAAUCUCUGGGAUUCAAAGUACCUGUCUCCUUGCUGUUCUCUGUACUGGGUUUUCUACAUUGGGUUUUGUGGGGAAAAAUCAUCUGGUGCAUGGCAAGUAAGUUACUUUUUCUUCUCUGCCUUUCUUGGAUAUUCUCUUAGAAUUCGAAGAAGCCUGGAACUGUAGGAUGAAAAUGCAAGUUGCCCCUCCCUUUCAAAGAUGCACGUGAGAGCUGCUAUCACAGGGAGCAAUGUAUUGUUCGCAGGAAACUGCCACAGUGAAAAAAUGAAGCCAAUGAAAUUAAAAUGAGCCACAUUCUGCAGUGAGGGGCUUAGACUUCUUUUGCUGAGGGGAUCCUGGAUCCCCGCCAUUAAGCCUGCUCAUGUGAACUAAGGGAGGAGUUCCUGCAGCUAGAGAUCACUCACAGUGUAGAAGAUCUUGCCAAGACCUUACCCCAGAUUUUGGGGCAGAGGCAGAAGAGACAAGAGCAGAACAGAUCUCACGCUUGUGAAUCCUCUUGCACAGGCAACAGAAAAUGACCACACUACAGGAAUCAUUCUCCUUUGAAGAUCUAUGUGUGGCCUUUAGCCAAAAGGAAUGGCUGUUACUGGGUCCCCAUCAGAAGGCCUUGUACAAGGAUGUCAUGCUGGAGAACUACCACGUCCUAGUGUCACUGGGCUAUGAAGUUAUGAAGCCAGAUGUCAUCUUCAAGUUGGAGCAAGGCGAAGAGCCAUGGGUGGGAGAUGGAGAGACUCCACGUUCAGACUCUGCAGAAGUCUGGCAAGUAGAUGCUCAAAUGAAGUGGCACCAGGAUAACCAAGACAAGCUUAAAAAUGUGAAAAGAGGUCAUGAAUGGGAUGCAUUUGGAAAAAAAUUCAAUCCAAGUAUGAACGUUGUUCCUUUAAGUAAAUCAAAUAAUGAAGGUGACUUAGGUGGAUUGAUUUUAAGACAUCAUUUAGAUUUGCUUAUUCCAAGAGCAGAUUAUGGAAGAAUGGAAUCAGAUGACUUGAAUGUAUUUAAUAAAUUGUUUCUCAAUACUGAACCUGAGGAAACUGAUUCUUGGUUGAAAUACUAUGAAUGUGAUAAAUGUGGUAACAAUAGCUAUAAAAAGUCACAGAUUGUCAUUUUCCACAGAACUCGGUUAGGAGAGAAGCUCUAUGAAUGCAGUGAAUGUAGGAGACGCUUCAGUAAAAAAUCCAGUCUCAUUAAACAUCAGAGCAGACACAUAAGGGAGAUAGCCUAUGGCUGUGGUAAAUGUGGCAAAACCUUUCCCCAGAAGGCACAGUUUGUUACACAUCACAGAACUCAUACCGGAGAAAAACCCUAUGAUUGUAGCCAGUGUGGGAAAGCUUUCUCCCAAAAGUCACAGCUUACGUCCCAUCAGAGGACACAUACAGGAGAGAAGCCAUAUGAGUGUGGCAAAUGCGGGAAAGCUUUCUCCCGGAAGUCACAUCUCAUAUCUCACUGGAGGACACACACAGGAGAGAAGCCCUAUGGAUGCAGCGAAUGUGGGAGGGCUUUCAGUGAGAAGUCAAAUCUUAUCAAUCACCAGAGGAUUCAUACAGGAGAGAAGCCCUUUGGAUGCCUGGAGUGUGGGAGAGCCUUCAGCAGGAAGUCGCAGCUGGUCACCCAUCACAGGACGCACACAGGAACAAAACCCUAUGGGUGUGCUGAUUGUAGGAAAGCAUUCUUUGAGAAAUCAGAACUCAUCAGACAUCAGACUGUUCACACUGGAGAGAAACCCUAUGAGUGCAGUGAAUGUAGGAAAGCCUUUAGAGAGAGGUCAAGCCUCAUUAAUCAUCAGAGAACCCAUACAGGAGAGAAGCCGCAUGGAUGCAUUCAGUGUGGGAAGGCCUUCUCCCAGAAGUCACACCUCAUAUCACACCAGAUGACACACACAGGAGAGAAACCUUUUGCCUGCAGUAAAUGUGGGAAAGCCUUCAGCAGGAAAUCCCAGCUUGUUAGACACCAGAGGACUCAUACUGGAGAAAAACCCUAUGAGUGCAGUGAAUGUGGAAAAGCCUUCAGUGAAAAGUUAAGCCUCACUAAUCAUCAGAGAAUUCAUACAGGAGAAAAGCCUUAUGUGUGCAGUGACUGUGGGAAAGCCUUCUGUCAGAAGUCCCAUCUCAUUUCACAUCAGAGGACACACACAGGAGAGAAACCCUAUGAGUGCACAGAAUGUGGCAAAGCCUUUGGUGAGAAGUCCAGUCUUGCAACUCAUCAGAGAACUCACACAGGAGAGAAGCCAUAUGAAUGUAGGGACUGUGAAAAGGCCUUCUCCCAGAAGUCACAGCUAAAUACUCAUCAGAGAAUCCACACAGGAGAGAAACCCUACAAGUGCAGUCUUUGUACAAGAGCAUUCUUUGAGAAGUCAGAAUUAAUUAGACAUCAGAGAACUCAUACAGGAGAAAAACCUUAUGAGUGCAGUGAAUGCAGAAAAGCCUUCAGGGAGAAGUCAAGUCUCAUUAAUCACCAGAGAAUCCAUACAGGAGAGAAACCCUUUGAAUGCAGGGAAUGUGGCAAAGCCUUCUCUCGGAAGUCACAUCUUAUCCCACAUCAGAGGACACACACAGGCGAGAAGCCCUAUGGAUGUGGUGAAUGUAGGAAAGCCUUCUCUCAGAAGUCACAGCUUGUUAAUCAUCAGCGAAUCCACACGGGAGAGAAGCCUUACCAAUGCAGUGAGUGUGGGAAAGCCUUCCCACAGAAGUCCCAGCUCAUUAAUCAUCAGAGAACUCACACAGUAAGGAUGGCCUAGGUGUGCCCUUGAUGGGACAUUUUGACAGAUCUCACUUUGUUCUACUUCAGAAAAUGCAGUUAUGGUAAUUUUUCAGGUAAUAUUUGCAUCACGUUUUGCAUCAGAGUAUUCCUUAGGAUCAGAACUCUAUAAAUGAAGCUUAUAGGUAGAGCACUCAGCAGGAAGCAUGCGAGAAUACUUGGACACCAGCCUUCAUGGAGCAGAAUGAUACUACGAACACAGUGAGUCCCAACUAUGGUCAAGUCUUGUGCAGUGGAAAGUUCCAGUACGGGAAAUCCCGUGAAUAUCAGAAAGCCUUCCAGAGGUCAAAUCUCAUCAGCUAUUAAUAUUCCCACAGGAGAUGAGGGAUAAUUCCCAGAAUGCAGCAAGUGAGGCAAUACUUUUUCAGGAAACAAGAGCUUGUUGUACAUAAGAAUAUGCCAUUAGGAAUGAAUUUCUAUGAAAUCACUAUCUCUGGGACAUGUACCCCCAGGAUGUUGUACUUUAGAGAGUUCAUGUUGUAGAUAAGCCUAAGAAUUACCUUGGAAAUGUGUGCCCCUUGAAGUAAUGCUGUCAUGGAAACCUCACAAUUAUAGAUGUGGGUACCAGCAGUCUAAAUGGCUGACAGAUGUUUCCUUCAAAGUAGGAAGUUUUAAAAAUAUGUGAAUAAAUGAAUCAUUGAAACAUUUGAAUAGGAGAUUUCUUGUAUUUAUGGCUUAUUGUCCUCUGUCACAUAAUGCUUUGUAUUUGGGCAUUGCAGGUAGCUGUUGCAGGAAGCGUGAAGCAUAUGUAGCUUAUGGUCCCUCUGAUGUGUCAAGACACUACAUGUCACUGGCUUUUCUGUCUUAAUGCUGUGAAAAGGGUAAUUGAUUUAACAUGGCUUUUUGCCAGUAUCAAUAGAUUAGGCAAUAAUAACACAUUUCUUUUUUCUUAUUGUUUGUUGACAUCUACAGAGAUUGGUUGUUAAUAUUGACCUUCUUCUUCAGUAAUGUUAACAUUUCCAGUGCCCUCAGAGUCUGAGGAACAUUUUAUAUAAAAUCUUGUAUAUGCAGAGGCAGGAACCAAGAGUAGCACAGUGAUACAAGAUACUGACUGAAGAAGGGUGGUGAGCUGCAGUCCUCCGCUGCAAACUCCUGAGGGACGAGAGUGGUGAGCUGCAGACUCCUGAGGGACACAAAGCCUCAGGCUGUUCCUCCUGCCUGUGUUCCCAGGCUGCGAGAUCCAGGCACAGCUUGCCUCCGAACUGCUGUGAUGAAAUACAGCUGCUCUGUGUUGCUGCUGUUCUGGGUGUUGUUAAAAAAAAUUAGUUGUGGAAACCAAUUAUUUAAGAGUGACAAUUCACUCUUAAGUAAAAUACAAUGAAUUUUGUGGUGAAAUACUCUGUGAACAUUCAGGGAAGCUGCUUUUGCCUUCCUGCACAUUUCUGUGACUACUGGACAAGUAUUAGGAAACAAGAUUUCUGUAAUUUCUUCAUUUGACAUAUUUGUGUUUCACCUUCUUUCAACAGCUCCAUGACUCCUGGGAGAAAUUACUAUUUUAAAUUUCAUUUCCUUUAAAAUGCAGGAAACAUCCCUUAGCUAAAUUAGAAUUUUAUAGUUCAUUCUCUCUGUAAUGUUCAGAGAUGUCUAAUAUCAAGCUUUUGAGCUUGAUUUCAAACUUCAGAAAAUUGAGAUUUUUCUUACACAGAAAUUGCUUUAAAAAUAUAUAUAUUUAUUUUGUUUAUUUUUAUGAGGUGCUGAGGCUCGAACCCAGUGCCUCACAUGUGUGAGGCAAGUGUUCUACCACUGAGCUACAACCCCAGCCCCCGCUUGUUUUUUUUAACUUUUUUUAAUUUUAGUCUUCAGUGGAUCUUUAUUUUAUUUGUGUAUAUGUGGUCUGAGAAUCAAACCCAGUUUCUCAUAAUGCUAGGCAAGCGAGCUACCACUAAACCACAGCUCCAGCACCCAAAACUGUCUUAUUAGUAUCGUUUAUGUAAUUUCUAUUGUAAUCAUAUUCUUUAAUUAAUUUUGCAACAUAGUUGGGAAGUUAAGACAUUAGAUAAAUGUGAUUAAAUUUCUAAACCAAUAUAACAGAAUUUCAAUGUCCAAAUUGUCCCCACUCUUUUUUCAUAGUAAUUUUUUUGUGGUGCUAGGGAUUGAACCUAGGGCCUUGGGCACACCAGGCAGGUGCUCUCCCAUUCAGCUAUACCCUCAGCCCCCUCCUAGUGAUUUUUUUUUUUUUGUGUGUGUGUGUGCCAGGGAUUGUAUCCAAAGGUGCUUUACCACUGAGCCACAUCCCUAGCCCUUUUUAUUUUUUAUUUAUAGACAGGGCCUCACUAAGUUGCUGAGACUGGCCUUGAACUUGCAAUCCUCUUGCCUCUGCCUCCUGAGCCACUAGGAUUACAGGCAUGUACCACUAUGCCUGGCUCAUAGUAAAUUUUUUUAAACAAUUUUUAUUUAACGUUUAAUUAAUUAAUUAAUUGUAUGUUGUGCUAAGGAUCGAACCCAGGGCCUUGUGAGUGCGAAUCGAGCGCUCUACUGCUGAACCACAACCAUAGCCCCUCAUUAUUCUUCCUACAGUUUAUGGUGUGCCUAUUUUCUCUAAUGCUUGAAAGUUAUUUUGCCUGGCAAAGGAAACAAACCUUUGUAAAUGAACAAACAAUAACAGAAUGAUGUUCGGCUUUGUGAUUUUUCCACUUUUCCCUUCCAUCCCUCAUGGUGUCUCUUUCCUAGUCAUACAAAUUGGUUCAUUAGGUCUAGUACUGAGUCAGCAAUCUUUUCCAAAUUUGCUUACUCCACUUUUAGGUUAUUCCACUAACUAUUAAGCAGUUAAACGUAAUACUGUCUUCAAUGGGUAGUGGAACUUCAGCACUAGCCUGCUGAUUGAUUGUCCAAGAAGAGAACAACCCUCAGCUUUUUGAGAGUCAGGCUGUAGUCACAGGGAGGUUCAGUGCUGACUCAGAGACCUAGUCCACAGAGGACCUGGUGUGCACCCAGUUGCUUUGUGAAGCCUCUUUGGAACUUUCUGAUUCUGCCACGUCCCUGGGGGGGGGGGGAGCUCUGAUUCUGGAAUUAGAUAUUUUUAGUGUAUGUUUUAAAUGCCUUAACUACAAAAAACAUCUUUCUACACUUCCCUCAUUGAUUUCCUAUUAUAAAUCCCACAUCACAAGGAAGUUUUGGGGUUGGGAUUGUGGCUCAGUGACAGAGUGCUUGUCUAGCACAUAUGAGACAUUGGGUUUUGAUCAUCAGCAACACAUAAAAAUAAAUACAACAAAGGUAUUUUUAAAAAGGAAAUUUUGCUGGGCAUGAUUGUACAUGCCUAUAAUUCAGCCACUUGGGAGGAUGCAGCAGGAAAAUUGAAAAUUUGAGGCCAGCCUCAGAAACUUUGCUAGACCCUGUCUCAGAAAGCUCUAGGGAUCUAGGGAUAUAGCUUAUUGAUAAAGUACUCCUGGGUUCUGUCCCUAGGAGAAAAUAAUAAUGAUGUUAAACUGAUUUUACUUGUGAUUUCAUGGAGCAUAUUAAGCAAUACUGAGGGAGAAUACUUAAUAUGGGAUAGCAUUCCUUGUUAUCCUAUUUGGCCACCAGUUUCUUCCACAGAUCUCGAAUUGUAUGCAGUUCUACAAAAGAUGAUUUAUACUGUACUCUUUUUGCUAAGGAAUGGGGCUCUUUGGAGAUCCAGUUUGUGUAUUUUGAAACCUAUCCUAGGUAUGCCCUCUGUUUGGCAUUUUUUUUUUUUUUUGGUGGACUCUGCCACAGUUAUCUGUGGAUCCCCCCAUAGGUUCCUGAUGUUGAUUUGAAGAAUGUUACCUGUAGAAACCUGAGAUGAAUACCAUGUAUAAUUUAUCUAGCAAAGCCUUUAUUAUAAACAACAGAGUAUAGACCUCUAGGCCUUUGGGAUCUACCCUUGAGACUUCCUCAGUCAUUUGGUUGGUUGUCUGGAGGUACGCAUCCAGGUUGUCAAUCUCAGUGGGCCUGUCUACUUAUUUGCUUAGGGUACCAGCGAGCUUUCAGAUGCUUAGCACCUGAGAAUACUGUUCUGAGUGCUCAUUAAUUAUCCAGGGCCCUUGCAGCUUCAGGCACACUCUCUGCACCUUGCUCCCAUUCUUUUUAGUUCAUUUUCUUCACUUCUUACAUGUAGUGGUCAUUUUAAUGCAAAUUUGGUAACACAUUUCCAUGUUGAAAUAUUGUGACCCACGGUGGACUCUUCAUUGAAAUAUACCAGGACUUUUAUACAAACCCAUGCCAGUAUUAUUUUAAAUUAUUUUUGAACAUAAUUUUUUUCUCCUAUGCAAUAUUUUCUGGUUUCCUUGAACUACUGGCAGUUCCUAGAGGUUUCUGUACUCUCUGAUCUUUGUUUUUUUGGGGGUGGAUUUUUUUUUUUCAAAUCUAUUGCAACUAAAUGCUGUGGUUCUUUGUUAAUGCUUAUCCAAUAUUUGAUGCAUGUGGUUAUGAACCUGUCCGUGUAUUUCUCACUGUGACAAUGUAAUCAUUGUAUGUUUUAUCUUUUCUAUUAGAAGGCUUCUGGAAAGCGUGACUCUUGUCUCUAGUUUCUGGAGUUAUAAUAUUUAAUGUUGGCUGUUUUCUGUUCCAUGGAGAAAUGUGGUCUGCACUAGAGAAGAUGAAGCUAUCGUGGAAGCAAGGUCCAUAAAAGGCCUGGUACCUGCUUCUCCUUGUCUUGAUGUCCAGAUUUACUCUGCCCUUUCCAUGCUUCAAUUGUUGGGAUAAUCCAGAUAUCCUAAUAAAGCCUCUUGUUUGCUUUGCUGGUU
Messenger RNA from Marmota monax (woodchuck), 8466 nucleotides. RefSeq names its product zinc finger protein 84 (gene Znf84). The transcript has 5 exons. NCBI's taxonomy places the organism in Eukaryota, Metazoa, Chordata, Mammalia, Rodentia, Sciuridae. Bases 1524 to 3743 code for a protein of 739 amino acids. Gene Ontology annotation, biological process: regulation of DNA-templated transcription. The record is from RefSeq and is a predicted model, not a curated record.